AUGGGGAUCUGUUCUUCGUGCCUUGGGUCUGGUCGUCGAGACAACACCGAUCCUGAAUCCUCUCGCUUACUCGACGAUGACAUUUACCAGCCUGGAUAUGGCUAUGGGGCGCUCAACAACAACCAGCAGGGCAACCAACCCGACCCUGGCUACGUAAGGCGGGAGCGCGAGGCCCUUGAGGCGAUCUGCCAACGAACGUCAGACUCCGUCAUCGAUAUUUGGUCACUCCAACCACAACCCCAUCUCCAACCGCAAGCAACACUCCACAACUCCGUUUCCUCCUCGUCCUCAAAAGCCCGCGAACCCUCAGUCAUAGUAACAACGGUCGAAUCCGACGCACCGGCCGAAUCGGCAUCGACGAAACAGGGCGCUGUUCCGAAACACUGGGGCGAGGUGGUGAUCAACCCGCGGAAAGGCAGACGGUCAAGACCAGGAUCGAGCGGCGACGAGGACGACCCUGCCAAAGAUGUCUUUGGCGUCUUGAAAGUUACCUGA
This is a messenger RNA of Aspergillus puulaauensis, 495 nucleotides long. Its product is annotated as LAMTOR1/MEH1 family protein. Lineage: Eukaryota; Fungi; Ascomycota; Eurotiomycetes; Eurotiales; Aspergillaceae. The record is from RefSeq and is a predicted model, not a curated record. Bases 1 to 495 code for a protein of 164 amino acids. The transcript has 3 exons. Gene Ontology annotation, cellular component: membrane raft; Ragulator complex; late endosome membrane. Gene Ontology annotation, biological process: endosomal transport; lysosome organization; positive regulation of TOR signaling.